Molecule: messenger RNA, 3567 nt
Organism: Raphanus sativus (radish)
Lineage: Eukaryota; Viridiplantae; Streptophyta; Magnoliopsida; Brassicales; Brassicaceae
Product: BEACH domain-containing protein B-like
Exons: 10
Coding region: 88-3276 (1062 amino acids)
Molecular function (GO): protein binding
Source: RefSeq, a predicted model, not a curated record
GGUGGGAUCUUCAAAGAAGUGGGUUCUAUCCAGAAUCUUAUCCACAAAGACCGUGUACUUGCUGCAGUCACUGAAGAAACGACAUACAUGAAAACAUUACUAUCUGACCGUAUUCGUCAAGUGCAAGCCCUUGGUGAAAGGAAUAAUGAAGCAUCAUCUUUGGAAUCCAACAGCAAGAAUUUUUUUGAUGAUGAGCUGCAAAGCGGUUUAAAAACUGUUCUUACAUGGGAUGAAAAUAGACGACUUGCAGUGCAAUUAAGCCAGGAAGAGCAACAGCAAAACGUUACUGAGAAAUGGAUUCACAUGCUGCGAUCUUUGAUGGAUGAAAGAGGUCCUUGGUCUGCAACUCCUUUUCCUAAUAACAUUGUAAAUCACUGGAAACUCGACAGGACAGAAGAUUCAUGGAGGCGUAGACCAAAGUUGAGAAGGAAUUAUCAAUUUGAUGAAAGGCUGUGCCAUCCACCGUCUACUUCCAUUGCCACUGAAAAUGAGACCACAAAAGUUAUCAAUGAAAGCAAGUCUGGUGUGAUACAUUUACCCGAACAGAUGAAGAGAUUUUUACUGAAAGGCAUUCGCAGGAUAACCGAUGACGGUGGCUCAGAAUCUUGUGAGAACGACGAUAGUCAAAGUGAGCAAAAUUUACUGGAUACCUCUGCAGAAAUCCAGUUCUCUGAGCUUGUGAGAAGCAGUAGUGAUCUCAAGGAUGUUGUACAAGAUAAAGUAGAUGCCUCUUCUUUAGAAGUUGAAACCAGCGAGGUUUUGACAUCAGUUCCUUGUGUUCUUAUAACUCCCAAGAGGAAACUGGCUGGUUGUUUGGCAGUUAUGAAAAAUGUUUUGCAUUUUUCUGGGGAGUUUUUGGUGGAAGGAACUGGUGGAUCAUCUGUCUUCAAGAACUUUAGCAAUUCAAAGGGUGGUGAUGUAACAAAACCUGACAGUAAACAGAACCUUGUUAAAUGGUCUUCACCUUAUGAGAGGGAGACAACCUUAGAUUUAGAAUCAGAAAAGAAUAAUCAGAGACCACUAAAAAAGUUUAAGCGUCACAGAAGAUGGAAAAUAGGGAAGGUGAAAAGUGUUCACUGGACGAGAUAUUUGCUUCAAUACACAGCUGUGGAAAUUUUCUUCCAGGAAUCUGUGCCCCCAGUUUUUCUAAAUUUUGCAUCGCCAAAGAAUGCAAAGGAGGUCGGAAUGUUAAUAGUUUCUACCAGGAAUGAAUUUCUGUUUCCGAAGAGUGUUGCUAGGGACAGGACAGCUGUGAUUUCCUUUGUUGACAGACGUGUAGCUAUGGAGAUGGCAGAAACAGCGAGAGACAGAUGGAGAAGAAGAGAGAUUACAAACUUUGAAUACUUGAUGAUUCUCAACACCCUUGCAGGCAGAUCCUAUAAUGAUUUGACUCAGUAUCCUGUUUUCCCUUGGGUGGUGGCUGACUACUCAUCUGAGACUCUUGAUUUUAGUAAAGCAUCUACCUUUCGUGAUCUUUCUAAACCGGUUGGAGCUUUAGAUUCAAGAAGGUUUGAGGUUUUUGAGGACAGAUACCACAGCUUCUCUGAUCCUGAUAUACCUAGUUUCUAUUACGGGUCCCAUUAUUCAAGUAUGGGAAGUGUGUUGUAUUAUCUGUUGAGAUUAGAGCCAUUUACAUCUCUUCAUCGUAGUCUACAGGGUGGUAAAUUUGAUCACGCAGAUCGUCUUUUUCAAAGUAUUGAGGGGACAUAUCGAAAUUGCCUGUCAAAUACAAGCGAUGUAAAAGAAUUGAUCCCUGAGUUCUUCUACAUGCCUGAAUUUCUGGUGAAUUCCAACUCUUACCACCUUGGAGUGAAACAAGACGGUGAACCUCUCGGAGAUAUUUGUCUACCUCCAUGGGCUAAGGGUUCUCCAGAGAUGUUUAUUGCUCGUAAUAGAGAAGCCUUAGAGAGCGAGUAUGUUAGCUCACAUCUCCAUGAAUGGAUUGAUUUGAUAUUUGGACAUAAACAGCGUGGCAAACCAGCUGUGGAGGCAGCAAAUAUCUUUUAUUACCUUACAUACGAAGGUGCUGUUGACGUAGAAAAUAUGGAAGACGAACUGCAAAUAUCAGCAAUUGAAGAUCAGAUUGCUAAUUUUGGUCAAACUCCAAUCCAGAUCUUCCGGAAGAAACAUCCGAGAAGAGGGCCCCCUAUUCCAAUUGCACAUCCGUUGUACUUUGCGCCUGCUUCCAUCAAUUUGACUUCCAUUCUUCCCGCUACAACUAACCCCCCAUCAUCAGUUCUAUAUGUCGGUGUAGUAGAUUCAAAUAUGGUUCUUGUUAACCAGGGUCUCACUUUGUCAGUCAAGAUUUGGUUGACAACUCAACUACAUUCUGGCGGAAAUUUUACUUUCUCUAGCUCUCAGGAUCCAUACUUCGGAGUUGGUUCUGAUGUUCUCUCUCCCCGUAACAUUGGAAGCCCCCUUGCAGACAAUGUUGAACUUGGAUCACAAUGCUUUGCAACAAUGCAAACCCCACUGGAAAACUUUCUGGUUUCAUGUGGGAACUGGGAGAACAGUUUUCAUGUCACAUCCUUGACUGAUGGACGGGUAGUCCAGAGCAUCCGACAUCAUAAAGACGUCGUAAGCUGUGUUGCAGUGACUGCUGAUUCAAGCAUUCUUGCAACUGGUAGCUAUGAUACGAUUGUGAUGGUGUGGGACAUUCUUCGCAUGAAAACACCUGAAAAGAGGGUUAAAAAUAUGCACGCAGAAGCACUGCGGAGAGAUAUCGUCCUCGCGGAUGCUCCUUCUCAUAUUCUUUGUGGUCAUGACGAUAUAAUAACAUGCUUAUAUGUCAGCACUGAUCUUGACAUAGUCAUCAGUGGGUCAAAAGAUGGAACCUGUGUUUUCCACACAUUGCGAGAAGGAAGAUACAUAAGAUCCUUAAAACAUCCCUCAGGCAGCGCAGUUUCGAAGCUUGCUGCAUCGCACCACGGACGGAUUGUUCUGUACGGUGAUGAUGAUCUCAGUCUGCACCUCUAUUCCAUUAACGGAAAACAUCUCGCUAGCUCCGAGUCAAAUGGACGCAUCAAUUGUCUUGAACUAAGUAAGUGUGGAGAGUUUUUGGUUAGUGCCGGAGACCAAGGACAAAUAGUUGUUCGGUCUAUGAACUCCCUUGAAGUAGUAAGGCGGUACAACGGAGCUGGGAAAAUAAUCACCUCUUUGACUGUAACUCAAGAAGAGUGUUUCUUAGCAGGGACAAAAGAUGGAGCCCUUCUUGUUUAUUCAAUCGAGAAUGCUCAACAUCGGAAACCAAGCCCAAUCUGGAGCAUAAAAUCCUGAAGCAGAUUUUGAUAUGUUCUGUAUGUAAAUCUGUGUCCCACGAUUCCAUUGGUUCUCGAUUUGUGGCUUAUCUUGUAGACCGCAGAGGGGACUUUACAAACUCUUCACUGCCUUGUAAAUGUGCCGUAUAUCUCAUCUUAAUAGAUUUAAGAUGCAUAGACAAUAGAGAGGUGUUGAUUGAUGUAACAGUACCAUAUAGAUAUAUACGCCUUUGGUGCGUUUAAAGAGGUAAUACGAUUUGUAUGCAUUGCUUGGGGAUUAAAGUAAAAUCUAUACAUCUUUCCCAUAGCA